Molecule: messenger RNA, 5052 nt
Organism: Epinephelus fuscoguttatus (brown-marbled grouper)
Lineage: Eukaryota; Metazoa; Chordata; Actinopteri; Perciformes; Serranidae
Product: CD48 antigen-like
Exons: 6
Coding region: 261-1214 (317 amino acids)
Source: RefSeq, a predicted model, not a curated record
CCCAAUCUACGCCCUUGUGUGUGAUUGUGUAUGCGCUGCAGUGGCUGUUUGGACUCGUGGUAGUUGCUGCAAGUUUAAACGCGUCCCGCUUUUAUGAAUAUUUUACUUAUUAAAUAUUUUUGCAAGGUCCUGGGUCAGGUACAGACUUGUCUGUGACAUGACAGCACUCAUUUUGUGCAGGAGUUUGGAUUAAGCUCCAGAUGUGAGACAUUUAUCAUGAAAGGUUAAAUCCCAAGUGGACGGCGGUCAAUAACUCUGCGAUGGAAGUACGGGUGAUAAUUACUUUCAUUUUUAUAGCAAUUAACCCAUCUCUUACUGAGGAUGUGAAGAAGUACCUGACAGGCACUGAAGGGGGAUCCAUUACUUUACCUGACCCUGUGAUGGUGCGGGGGUUUGUUACAUUUGGAAGAAUAAUCUUAGCUAUGGUGGAAAAUAAGAAUAUUGAAGUAUAUGAGGAACUUUACAAAGACAGACUUCUUUGGGAGAGUGACACUGGACUCUUUACAAUCACUGGCCUGCAGAGGAACGACUCAGGGAUUUAUAAUAUUGACUCUAAAAAAGGAAACGUUUUCACUGCAUCAUAUAAACUCACAGUGUAUGAGUCUGUACCAACUCCUGCUGUGAGCACACUGAGUGUGAGCGCUGAUGGCUGCACCUUGCUGUGUUUUGUGAAGAAAGCUGAGGAAGCGACACUGUCGUGGUACAAAGACGAGGAAAUACUGAACCAGACCGGCUCCGUUCUCUCUUUGCCUCUGACUGUGCACAGCCAGGAUUUCAGCUUCUCUUACAGAUGUGUAGCAACCAAUCCUGCUGAAAACAAGACUCGUCCAGUCGACAUUACAACACUCUGCAGUGACCAAAACAACACAGACAACAGGGGCAACAUGAACACAAGACAUUAUGUGAUUGGAAUUGUAAUUCCCAUCAUGUUGGCUGUAAUUAUAUUUGUCAUCACGUGGAAGUGUCUCGACAAAAACAAGAGGACAAUCAGACAAACACAAGAUUCAGUGAGCAGCGAACCAGACCUAUACUAUGCUGACAUUGAUAUUUCUGAAGACAGACGCAGUCAGGUUGGUCUGCAAACACACCCACAGGGGAGGACUUUACCAGUUUCAUCAGGAAGUGCCGACAAAUCCAAUCUAAAAACAGUCUAUGAUAAACUGGAGGUUCAUCGCAUGGUGCCGAUUCAUACAGACACUGAUUAUAAUGUCUGAGACCAAACGAUGGACUGCUCACAUCAUCAACAAAUAUGGCAGCUUAGUCAGAUGUCCUGUGUUUCAAACUAGGAGCUAGGAGAAGUUCUGAACUGAAGAAAAAAAAAAGGCACAUUUGAUGUACGACUCCACCUGAUAAGCAGAGUCCAUCAUUUGGUGGUGUGCUGUCUGUUGGUGGGUCAUUUCCUGUGCAAAUGGCUGAAAUGAGUGUGACUGUCCCCCCCUGUGUUGACUACAAUCUGGGACCCCUCGAGUGUCACUUUUGGACAUGUCAGUCUCUGUGUCAAUUUCCGCUCAUUACAUCUUACAGUGUCUUCAAAAUGAACUUUUGUCUUUACAGGAAACAUGGUUAGGUUUAGAGAAAUGAUCUGACGACUGUGUCACCUGACAAUUAAAUCAUGUGACAUGCACCAGUAACUACAUUAUGUGGUUAAAAAAAACUCAAGUUGACUUUGAUUCACACGGGACACAAACAGCAGUCUUCUAGAUGAAAGUCCAGUGUGUGUUUGACCCCACCACAACUACUUCUUUCCACUGUAUUCUGUAACGGGUAGUAUUAGGACCUAAUUGCAACACAACAAAGACCAGGAACAGUCUGUUAUGGUGUUUACUUUUACAACUCAGUAGAUACAGGUCAGGACCAGUAAACAGCACACAAUACAGUUCAACACUCCAGCAAAGUCUCUCCACAAGGGCCUUGGCAGCCUGGCUGGUUUGGCAGGCUGAACCGGGCCGAGAGGCAGGUGAGUGAGUGGUGGCAUUAGCAACGGUACCAUGAAGGAGCAGGCAGGGGAUGUAGUCGUGGAGGUAGAAGAUCCAGAACCAGGUAAAUACACAGUCCAGGCAGGCGAACCAGUAGGAGACAGGCAGAAGAUAGGUCAAGGCCAGGCAGAGAGCAGAGAAGCUAGCAGGUAAGUACUUACAGGACACACAAAUACAAUGGGAAGUGUGGCAACCGCAGCAACCAGAGGUAAGCAGAGUGGAACCCUCACACUAUAGCGUCGUCAUCAGAUGGUAACACCAAGCAGCCACAGGCAAACCGGAACCCAGGAUGUGGAAGCAGAUGUCAUGGUCAGGGACAGAAGCGUGGUGCGUUCACCAGGAAUAAGAUGAAGCAGGCAGGUCAAAGACAGGCGGGGUCUGCUAUGGGAAAUCAGUCUGGAAGAAAGUGCUGGAGAGUCUUGCAUGAGUGGCGUAGAACAAUCUGGCAAUGAGUGUCUGUGAGGCCCGGGUAUAUAUUGUGGCUGUGAGUAAUGAGGAACAGGUGAACUGAGUUGCCUUGAUGAAGUGGUCAUGAUUAAAGCUGAGGCUCUGGAAACCGAGUAGAGCAGGUGACCAGGAAUUCAGAACUCUGAGAGGCCUUACACGUUGCCGGCUCUUUUCAUAAACGGACAUUUCACCGUCUCCGUUUUCAAAAAGAUCUUCAUUUACACUUACCCGUGUAUAUAUACACAAGAGCAUGCCAAACCUGUAGGUGGCAGUGUAACGAGAGGCUCAAGCCUUCCAUGUAUCCAUUGUCACCAUAGCAACAUAGGUCGCACUUUUGACACAGGCGCAAGUUCAGGCGCAUACUGUGAUGUCGACUGCCUAUAACUCCGUUUAUCUCCGUUUAUCUCAGUUUACAUGCAAACCUCCACUCUGGCCGGAGUUUUUAGAAAGACUCGUUUUCAGAGGAGAAAUCUCCGUUUGCAUGUAAACAAAGGGCACAAACGAAGGAAGAUGUCUCCGUUUAUCAAAAUCACCGUGUACGUGUAAACGGCCUCUACCUUUCUGGCUCUUUCUGCAACGUAAUUGCGGCAGACAGGAUUACAUAAGAGUUAUGUGAGACACCCUGGGAAUGAGAACAGGUUACCCACAUACAUGGACAACAGAGCGAUUCCAGAGACAGUGGACCUUUUGGUUUUGAUUUACUCAUAUCUGCACUGUUUGUAGACAAUCCGAAGGACAGACGUGAUGAAUGCAUUUCAUUUUCUAUUUAUUUUAUAUUAUUGUUCUUGUAAAAUAUUUAUUUUUACUGAAUCUUUGUCUCACAUUAUUAAGGUUUGCAUUUUUUUCUAAUAGCCAGCAGUGGAUGACUCCACUGGCUGCGAAAAAAAAAAAAAAGCUUGACUGAACACGUUUAUGUGAAAAUGACUCUUCAUGAAUUUCCAUUUUGUUUAUUAUCUCAGUUAACAUUUUCCUAAUGAGUUUAUGGUCUCAAUCGCUAGUUUUAAGUCUUCUACAGAGCAGCGUGAUGUUCAUUCUGUAAAUUACAGUCCCAUUUAGAGUAAAAUAGAUGAUAAAGUAUGGUACAGAAAAGAUCUUUUUUGUCAUUGUGCUUCAAACAAUGAAAACCCAUUUAGCAACUCCUCAGUAUGCUUUAAAGUAUGUGUCUGCCUUGUGAAUGACAAGUAGCUAUCAUGACGUUGUCCUCGGGUUCUCAGUCAGAUCCACCCUCUCACCCAUAUAUGAUCACUUCUGGCUCCAAAAGACUGAAACGACACCAUCAAAAUUGCCAAACCAAAAGCACUAAAACAGUAGUCCACAAACCAGUUGGUGAUGUCACAGUGGCCACUUCUUUAUACAGUUUAUGGUUAUUGAUUACUUUAAUUUUCUAAGGCAGAUGGUUGCCAUGAAUUUUUUAUGACGACUCCCCAUUAUCCUAAUUAUACAUACAAAUAAAACCUUUGUGUAAUGUAUUGUACUUUGUCACCUUCACAGCAGAUGGUAGGCAUUGAAAAGAAUAGUCAUUGUUUGAUAGCCUGCAGGCAGGUGCAACUCAUACAGUGCUAUAAAAAAAAACAGCUUCAUUCAUAGGAAGGAGGAAAAGAAAGACAAUAACAGUUUGGUUGGUUACAUGUAGGUUAAUACUGUGUAUUCAUGUUUCCUUAUAGGCUUACCUUUCAACUGGUGCUUCCAGUCCAUGUAGUAUAGUAUUCAUUUCCUUGUAGACAUAAGCAGGCCUGCUCUCGAUGGGGUCAGAAGGUACAGAUGACCCCUACCCAAGGCCAAAGGGGGGCCCACGAAAAGGUCGCGUCCAACAUUUCCUUACACUGACAAUACGAGUUAUAUGUAUUUACGUGAUAAAUAAUUAUAUUUUUUAACACUGACACACAUUUCAACGUGCCAUAUGAUAUGAUACACUUAUUUUGGUGUAUUUCAAUAUUUCUGCACACUGGCGUCCCUAAACAGUCUUGGGAUGAGAUAAAUUGGGUAUGACUGUAAAACUGAGUUGACAGCCACACUAGGCUAUCUCAGUUCUGUACACAGUUUAAGAGAUAAGAUAAACUUUAUUGUCCCGCAAGGGAAAUUCAUCUUGGGCAGUAUAGUGCAAACAGCUGCAGUAUUCACAUACAUACAUACAUACAUACAAUCAACACAGACAAGUUGCCAACAUAGUGCACUGAGUGUGUUACAGUUACGGACUACUGGUGCAAGAGUAGUGCGACCAUUUGCCUUGUAUGUAAGGUUACAAUCAAAGGGAACUACAGGUAUUGCACUGGCCUAUCUCAAAGUGCAAGUGAGUGCAGAUAAAAACAAAUAAAUACAGAGGUCAAAUAAAAACACCAGUAAAAACAAUUAAAAUUAUAUUAAAUCAGUUGCAAAUAAAAACAAUACUAGAUAAGAUCAACAAUGACCAGACCAUUUAGGCAUAAAAUAGCCCUGCGCACAUACGGCUCAACCAGGGGGGCAUCGCAGGGCCAGCAGGUGAGCAGGCAACCACCUAUUAGCAUAAUUGAGGAGAAUUCAGUAAUAAGCAAUGGUAAACAAUGAUUAACGGUGAAUUUGACGGGCAGGGGAUCAGCAGCCAUAAGCCUCCCCCCUGCCCACGUUAUAUGUUCCAUAUAAAAUUACCAGA